Molecule: messenger RNA, 708 nt
Organism: Haemonchus placei
Lineage: Eukaryota; Metazoa; Nematoda; Chromadorea; Rhabditida; Trichostrongylidae
Source: the annotation of a GenBank genome assembly
AUGAGACGUGCACGUCCAAAAUCGUACGUGCUGGCCACGUCGACCAGUCUACCAGAGACCGAGCAUCCGAUGUCAUUUAGUCGUGAUGAUAGCAGAGAGCUGUCAUCACUUGGAUCAUUGUCAUCGAUCGAUCGUUCGUCUCGAUCUGCCCAAUCACACAAUCAACCUCAGGGACAUCAUCGAAUUCAGAAAUUCAUUGCACUAUUCAGUCAUCAGAAUUCACCGGUGAAAUUACGGACGAAACGUUCGCGCACAUCAUUGCCUCUCUCAAGAAACCCCUUGCCGGAAACAACGCUCCGUGCAAGUAAAAUUGUACGACAGGGAUGGCUACGGCACCAGGAGCUGGAACUGGGAAAGAUCGGUAAGCGACGUUUGUGGGAAGAAUGCUGGGCGGUACUGAUUGAUCAGAGCCUCUAUCUGUGCCCUCAGGAGCCACGGUCGACUGUGGCGGAGAAGACUGGCGAGAAGCUCAUUCAUCUUCCACCAUGUGCUCGUGUCGAUGUGCACUCCUCGAUCAUUGACAUUGCAUACGAGUGGCUGGCGAUGAGCCGAACAAAGCACGUCAUCCGAUUGGUCACCCAAACCCGAGCCGAGCACCUGUUCGAAUUGGAUAGCCAUUUCAUUGAAAGCUUGAUCGAAGAGGCGAGGAAGAUAGGAGAUUUGAGAUGUUCAUGGGCUGAUAAUAGUCUCUGUACCGGGCAACCUUAG